AUGGCUUCAUCAUUUGACCCAUCCAUGUCCACGAGUGGCAUGCGCCCUCCUCUCGCAUCGGCGGAUGCUCCUUCCAUGGCCGAUUCGCUGCCUAACAUCAACUUCGGGUUUGAGGACUUGCGCAAUCGCAUGGCGCAAUUCACUGCUAAGUUUGAUGCUUUUAUUGAACGAGGUCGCAAGCAAGUUUUAGAAGAGAGAAAUCAGUUUCAUAUCAACCUCGCCGAAAAGCAAGAGGAUGAGCGCAUGCAACAACGAGAAAUCGAGAUUUUGAACCUGAAACACCAGACUCAUGAGCAAACACUACAGAAGGAGGCAGCAGAAGCGGCUGAAAUGCACGCCGCCAUCUCUUCCAUCACUAUGGAACGCGACUCGAGACUGGCCAAACGUGAUCGUCUUAAGCAACAGAUCGCAGAGACCCAGAAGGCCAUCAACCAGAAGCUAGAAGCACAGAAAUCCCAUGCAAAGCAUUUGGAUGCACAGUCUCGACUCAAUUUUCCUGAAUUGGAAUUCUGGCAGGAUUAUCUUUGUUUACGGAUUGAGGGUGCAGGUCGGGAAGACCGAUUGAAAUUCGUCUACAGUCAUUUAUUGGAAAAGGAUUGGGAAGCGGAGGCGUGGUUUGAAUUGGGAACUGCCAGUCGUGAUUAUGAGAUUUUCCACACACGGCCCAAGGUGGACAAGAAUGCCUUGGAGCGUGAGAUGGAUCUUGUCAAUGACGAUCGAGACUUUGGAGCCUUUCUCAAACGAAUGCGCAAGUUGUUUGUGGAGACAAUGAACUGA
Penicillium macrosclerotiorum is the source of this 777-nucleotide messenger RNA. Its product is annotated as kinetochore Spc25 family protein. The record is from RefSeq and is a predicted model, not a curated record. Gene Ontology annotation, cellular component: Ndc80 complex. NCBI's taxonomy places the organism in Eukaryota, Fungi, Ascomycota, Eurotiomycetes, Eurotiales, Aspergillaceae. The coding region runs from base 1 to 777 and encodes 258 amino acids. The transcript has 2 exons. Gene Ontology annotation, biological process: chromosome segregation.